Molecule: messenger RNA, 957 nt
Organism: Mytilus trossulus (common blue mussel)
Lineage: Eukaryota; Metazoa; Mollusca; Bivalvia; Mytilida; Mytilidae
Product: leucine-rich repeat-containing protein 57-like
Exons: 9
Coding region: 1-957 (318 amino acids)
Molecular function (GO): protein binding
Source: RefSeq, a predicted model, not a curated record
AUGGAGGAAACAAAUAAGCACUGUGAAAGUCCAGGUUCUGUUCGAAUUGUGACUGGUAAAGUGGAAAAUUUAAGUGCUAACAGGAUAGGAAGUUUACCAAAAGGUCUGUUUUCGUCGAACGUAAAUCUGAAAGAAUUAUAUGUCAGUAACAAUAACUUAGUAAGUUUACCAGAUGAUCUGUUAUCGAACAACACAAAUCUUGUAAUCUUAGAAUUAGAUAGAAACAAUUUAGGAAGUUUACCAGAAGGUCUGUUAACAUUCAACACAAAUCUUGAAUAUUUAUCUCUCAGUGGCAAUAACUUAGUAAGUUUACCAGAAGGUCUGCUUUCGGACAAAACAAAUAUUAGAGAAUUAUAUUUAUCGGAUAACAAGUUUGAAAGAACACCAGAAGGUCUGUUAACCAUGUUAACAUUGAACACAAAUCGUCUUGAAUUAUAUUUAGACAAAAAUCCAUUGAUGUGCUGUCUUAUCAUUGAGCUUAAAGAAUUGGCAUCGAAAAAAACACAAUUGGAGGUUGUUGGGGAAUGUACUAUUUCAAAUACCACCAUAAAUAUUCGUGAUUUUAAAACGUCAGACUGCAUUCUUCCAGUUGAUGGAGGAUGGAGUUCUUGGUUCAACUCGUCUUGUUCUGUGUCAUGUGGAGAGGGCAUCAGAAUCCAAAACAGGACAUGUGACAAUCCCCCACCAUCUGGAAGUGGACAGAAUUGUGUUGGUUCCGAAAAUAAAACAUCAGUCUGUAACUUAGGAGAAUGUCCAGUUGAUGGAGGAUGGAGUUCAUGGUUCAACUCGUCUUGUUCUGUGUCAUGUGGAGAGGGCGUCAGAAUCCGAAACAGGACAUGUGACAACCCCUCACCAACUGGAAGUGGACAAAAUUGUGUUGGUUCUGAAACUGAAACAUCAAUCUGCAACUUAGGAAAAUGUCCAAGUAAAUUAAUUAAAUACAACAGAUUAAAAUAA